UUGGAGCUUAUGAGACAACACACUGAUGGUAAGGAUCUUGUACGUUCAGGAGUCACACGUUUUGCCACGAAUUUCCUCAACUUACAGAGCAUAUUACGUGCAUUGCCCAACCUAAAGAGGAUGUUUGUGAGUGAAAGAUGGUUGCAAAGCUCUUAUUGUAGGAAGCCUGAAGCAGAGAAGGUCGUGAAGGCUGUUUUUGAUGAUAGAUAUGCCAAACUCAUGGAGGAGAUCAUCAAUUUGUCAGAACCGUUGGUGAGGGUUCUACGGAUGGUGGAUGGGGAUAAAAGCCCCAUAGGGUAUCUAUAUGAGGCCAUGGAUAAGGCCAAAGAGGCAAUUCAGCACUUGUAUGGGUCAGAGAGGACUAAAUAUGAACCCAUAUGGCGCAUAAUUGAUCAAAGGUGGAACCGACAACUCCACCAACAUAUCCAUGCUGCUGCCUACUAUUUUAACCCCAAGUUCUUUUACUCCCGCAAUUUCAAAAUAGAUGAGGAGGUUCAACUUGGCCUUGACACAUGUAUUCAGAGGUUGGUUCUUGAUGAAAAUAUUCAAGACAUCAUUGUUGAUGAGUUGCAGAGGUACAAGAAGGAAGAUGGGCCAUUGUUUUCUUCACCUAUUGGUAUUCGUAAGAGAGACACCCUGCUGCUAGAUCUGUGGUGGGAAGAUUAUGGUGCCACAACGCCUAAUCUCCAAAAGCUUGCAAUCCGCAUAUUAUCUCAGCCUUGUAGUGCUUCUAGUUGUGAGUGCAACUGGAGUGUCUUUGAGGCCAUUCACACAAAAAAGCGCAAUAGGUUGACUCAAAAGCGAUUGAAUGACCUUGUAUAUGUGCAGUACAACCUUCUACUGCAUGAAAGGAGGGUACAAGGGAACAAUUCAUAUGACGCACUUGACAUUGAUGAGAUUGAUCCAUACAUGACGGAUUGGAUUGCUGAACCUGAUGGUGCUACUGGUGAUGUUGAUGUGGAUAAUGACGCUUAGUUAGAUGAGAUGGAGAGGGAGGCAGCUGAAUGGGCGGCAGAGGUGGCAAAACGUGAGGAGGCGGGAGAUGAGUUUGUUGAUCCAGAAGAGGCAGAUUCAUCAUCGGUUGAGGAUAUUGCAGCAGCAGCAGCUGCUGCAACACCAUCUACUUCAGCACCCACUCAGGGGCAAUAGAGUUUUUUGAGUUUUAGUCGCAAACGCAAUCUAUGAUUUCCAGUUUUCAAUGAUAUGAAACCAUGAACUUAAUAUGUAUUCAGACUUCACUAAUUUGUUUUGUG
This is a messenger RNA of Cryptomeria japonica (Japanese cedar), 1253 nucleotides long. RefSeq lists its product as uncharacterized. The transcript is spliced from 3 exons. The coding region runs from base 10 to 975 and encodes 321 amino acids. Gene Ontology annotation, molecular function: protein dimerization activity. NCBI's taxonomy places the organism in Eukaryota, Viridiplantae, Streptophyta, Pinopsida, Cupressales, Cupressaceae. The record is from RefSeq and is a predicted model, not a curated record.